AUGAAGUUCCUUCGUCUUGUACCAUAUCUGGCUCUGGGAGCUGCUGUUCCUGUACAGCAUGCUACAGAGGGUGUUGCGUCUCUCGCCGAGCGCCAGCUGAGCACAACACGGAAUGAACUUGAAUCAGGGAGCUCAUUUGCCUGCCCCCGAGUUAUCUUCAUUUUUGCUCGUGCUUCUACAGAGAUUGGUAACAUGGUGGGUGGAGCAUCUGCUGGUCCAGCCGUCGCAAAUGCCCUUGAGGGCCAUUACGGUGCCUCUCAAGUGUGGGUUCAGGGCGUUGGUGACCCAUACACUGCUGACUUGGCUUCGAACUUUCUCCCUGGAGGGACCAGCCAGGCCGCAAUCAACGAAGCAAAGCGCCUCUUUAAUGAGGCAAACCAGAAAUGCCCCAACUCAGCAAUUGUUGCAGGUGGCUACAGUCAAGGUACUGCGGUCAUGUCUGGUUCUAUUUCCGGCCUGAGUUCCACCGUUCAAAACCAGAUCAAAGGUGUUGUACUCUUUGGAUACACGCAAAACUUCCAAAAUGGCGGCGGCAUACCAAACUUCCCGAGCUCUAAGCUUGACGUUUUCUGCGCAGCAACUGAUGCAGUUUGUUACGGCACCUUGUUUAUUCUCCCUGCGCACUUUCUGUAUAUUGAUGAAGCAGCUGACGAGGCUCCCGAUUUCCUUAUCAACCGGAUCGGUUAGUUAAAGAUACUGGGUCGAUAGGACUGCCUCGGCUUCUGUUAGGCCGCUUAACAGCGUGAGGAUAUGCUAAGAAGAUGGGUUCAACUUGACCAACGAAAUUCGAGUUCAAAGGGUAUAUAUAUGCGGAGAGGGGAUGUGAUCGGAUGAUGCGCUAAUUGGAAAAUCGAGACAGCAGAUCUACCACAGUAGGACUAUACUCAAUUGACCCUG
Molecule: messenger RNA, 897 nt
Organism: Trichoderma harzianum CBS 226.95
Lineage: Eukaryota; Fungi; Ascomycota; Sordariomycetes; Hypocreales; Hypocreaceae
Product: carbohydrate esterase family 5 protein
Exons: 3
Coding region: 1-687 (228 amino acids)
Biological process (GO): carbohydrate catabolic process
Cellular component (GO): extracellular region
Molecular function (GO): cutinase activity
Source: RefSeq, a predicted model, not a curated record